Neogale vison (American mink) is the source of this 2113-nucleotide messenger RNA. It is a transcript of the gene C7H19orf47, whose product is annotated as chromosome 7 C19orf47 homolog. The record is from RefSeq and is a predicted model, not a curated record. The coding region runs from base 263 to 1504 and encodes 413 amino acids. The transcript has 11 exons. Gene Ontology annotation, cellular component: nucleus. NCBI's taxonomy places the organism in Eukaryota, Metazoa, Chordata, Mammalia, Carnivora, Mustelidae.
GGAGGGUCUGACAGUUGGCGCGGCGGGCUAGGAGGGCGGGCAGCGCGUGUGGGCGCGGGCUCGGAGGGUCAGAAAGUGAUCACUGGAGAUGGGCUUUUAAUGGAGGAAAGAGGCAAUUGAGUCCAGCCGGGGGACUUCUGCCGCUGUAGGGAGAGGAUACCAGUUCUCAAAGGCUUCUGAGUUGCUGGUGGCCUUGUCUUUGUCCAGUGGCAAAAUCCAGAAGACAGAGUAGAUCUUAGGAGUCCAGUACGGGGGCAGAGUGAUGUCUGUGGUCUUUAUCAUCAACAAGAGAUGCAACAGCAGCCAGAGAAGGCUCUCGGAAGCAGCACCAGGGCCCGGGGAGACAAUGGUCUCAGUGACUAUGGCCACUUCUGAGUGGAUCCAGUUCUUUAAGGAAGCCGGCAUUCCUCCAGGGCCUGCUGUCAAUUACGCGGUGAUGUUUGUGGAUAAUAGGAUCCAGAAGAGCAUGCUGCUGGAUCUCAACAAAGAGAUCAUGAAUGAGCUGGGCGUGACUGUGGUGGGCGACAUCAUUGCCAUCCUCAAGCAUGCCAAGGUGGUGCACCGCCAGGACAUGUGCAAAGCUGCCACUGAGUCCGUGCCCUGCAGCCCCAGCCCCCUCCCUGGCGAGAUCCGCCGAGGUGCCUCUAGCGCUGCCUCUCGAAUGAUCGCCAACAGCCUGAACCGCGACUCCCCUCCCGGCACUCCCCCCAGGCGGCCGGACACCAGCACCUCCAAGAUCUCGGUCACUGUGUCCAACAAGAUGGCAGCAAAGAGCGCCAAGGCUGCCGCCCUGGCCCGCCGGGAGGAGGAGAGUCUGGCUGUUCCCACCAAGCGGCGCCGGGUCACUGCUGAGAUGGAGGGGAAGUACAUCAUCAACAUGCCCAAAGGCACCACCCCCCGGACCCGCAAGAUCCUGGAGCAGCAGCAGGCAGCAAAAGGUCUCCAGAGGACAUCUGUGUUUGACCGCCUCGGUGCCGAGACCAAGGCAGACACGACGACGGGGAAUAAACCCACAGGAGUCUUCAGCCGCCUCGGGGCUACCCCAGAGACGGACGAGGAUCUGGCUUGGGACAGCGACAAUGACAGCAGCAGCUCUGUCCUGCAGUAUGCUGGGGUCCUGAAGAAGCUGGGCCGGGGCCCGGUGAAGCCCAGUCCCCAGCCAGCACUGACUAUCAAAGCCAAGGCCACAAGCUCGGCCACGACAGCUGCCACGCCAACACUGCGGCGCUUGGCCCUUUCCUCACGCCCUGGGCUUGAGAGGAAGCCGGAGUCCCUGUCCAAAGUCAGCAUCAUCCAGAGACUGGGCAAGGCUGCCCUUGUGCCCGAGGCCCAGGACAGCCAGGUCACAAGCACCAAGAGUAAGUCCUUGGCUGAGGUCAAGGUCACCAUUAAGAGGACUCUUGUGGGGCCCCGGGGGAGCAGCUCCAGUGAGGGCCUGGGUGCCCAGAUGGACCAUGCAGGCACAGUGAGCGUGUUCAAAAGACUGGGCCGCAGGACCUUCUAGCCUCUGGGCGGGGCCCAGGCCCCUCUCCACACUCCUGGCUCCAGCGGCGGAGGCUCCCGUGAGGCUGCGCCCGGCCCUCUGCUGGCUCCCCCUGCUGGCUCCCGGAUGACACUGCUUGUCUCCCUCAGGCAUUCGAGCCGGCCCAAGCUUUCUGGGAAUUCACCCCAGUGUUCUGAGACCGAGAUGGUCGCUGUGGCCAGGCCUUGCUGCUCUAGGACUUUCCUUUUUCAUGUCCUUUGCUCUCUCCUCUCUGACUGUGGCCUUUGGCAGGACCCACUUUUCUACCGCACCCAGAGCCAAGCGCUCUUUUCCCACCUCCGUUCCCCCUCCUGCCCCCUGGCAGCAUCUGCUGUGUCCACCCCAGCUCCCCAGCCUUCCCAUUCCCCAGAGUCCCCCCACCUUGCCCAUAUCCCGACUUCCCCUCUGCCCCCUCUGUCCCCUCUGCCCGCUCCUUUAACUUCUCUGUCUCUCCCUCUCUUCACACUGUUCAUUUCUCUUCUGUUUUCUGUCCCUGUGGCAAGGCCCGACUGUGCGCUGCGUCCUGCCUGACCCUCCUGCGCCUCCAGCCUCCCAGCGGCCCCCUCGUCGGCGGUGGCGUCGAGCCUGUAG